This is a messenger RNA of Mugil cephalus (flathead mullet), 4339 nucleotides long. It is a transcript of the gene pprc1, whose product is annotated as PPARG related coactivator 1. Gene Ontology annotation, molecular function: RNA binding; transcription factor binding. The record is from RefSeq and is a predicted model, not a curated record. Gene Ontology annotation, biological process: positive regulation of transcription by RNA polymerase II. The coding region runs from base 77 to 4045 and encodes 1322 amino acids. The transcript is spliced from 14 exons. Lineage: Eukaryota; Metazoa; Chordata; Actinopteri; Mugiliformes; Mugilidae. Gene Ontology annotation, cellular component: nucleus.
CGAGCUUCUUUCCUCCAAUGAGGAACUCAUCACUUUUCAGUCUGAAACGAGGCCGGGCAGGGAGUACACUUUCAAGAUGGCGGCGCGGUGGGGAGCAGGCGAGGAGACUUUAACUGCGUGCAAUAUGGAAUUUUUCCCUUUGGAUACACUAGACGAGACUGCAGAACUGAGCUCUGGAGAAGCUCUGGAAGCUCUUCAGAGCUGCUUAGACCCCUCCAUCCUCUCCAUCUUCGAAGACACACCAACAAUUGAGACUAAAGGACUUGACGAGGAGAGCGAGGCCACGCUGCUAACCGCCCUGACGGAGAUACUUGACAACGUAGAUGACGAAAACCUGUCCCCAUUUGACACACUGCCCGACUCAGACGUUCUGUCGGGUCAGAAGGGCAGGGAACACUCUCCGCUCAGGAGAUUGCUGUGUUUGUCCCGUUCCCCUCAAGAGAAAGACACGCUAUGUAGCACCAGACCUUUUUCAACUGGAAAGAGCCUCCCCCGGAUGCUGGCAGACUCGCUGCAGAGGAGUGAUGGGGAGGAAGAGGAAGAUAGCUCCUUUACUCUGAGCCCAGUGGGGCAGGAUUCCUGUCCAGACAGUGACCUGCUAGACUGGGAAAAUUUGACCCUCCCGCUUCCUGUCACCUUUGAGCAAGAGGGUGAAGAUGGCGUUUCAGUUAGCCUGGGGGACCUGGUCAGGCAGAUUCAUCCAUACUGUAUGACGAUAAGUGUGGAGAAUGAGGAGGGGGAACAGAUGUUACCAGAAGGUGGCAUAUUACUUGAAGUUGUGGACCAGGGGGAAAAUGGAGAACCAAUCCUGGCCAUCCCAGCCAUGGACCUCCCGGUGUCUCUGCCACCCAAGGAGCUGUCGUCAGAACAGAAAACAUCCGAUGAAGCAGAAGAGGCAGCCUCUGACAGUUCAGAGCAUAUCGUUGUUGAUGAUGAUGAAGAAGAUGUAGUGGUUAGUGAUGCUCCAGUGAAAGUUUCAACACCGGGUCUAUGUUCAGAUGUAAAAGAUGAAGUGAUCAUCAAGAGACAGAAGGAAGAGAUUAGAGAGAAAAGCCCCUCCAGAAGAAAAAAGAAAAAGAAGUGUAAAGAACAGAGUCAACCUAUGCCUGAAGAGAGAAGAGUUCUCAGGAGUGGCACUGCAAGGAAUCCGGCUCAAGAGUCGUCCAAAAAAAUGGAAAAGAAGUCACUUAAACAAGAGAAGAAACACAAAGAGAAAAAGGUUCCUGUUGCCGCGACUCCACCGUUAACCAUAACAAAACCUAAGGAAAUGGGUCCAAGCCAUACUCGGACACAAACCACCGCUACAACACUAUCACCUGAAAUCACUGUGAAUGUUGCCCCAUCCCUGCCACCUAGACAGGACACGGUUAAGUUAAGUGCCAGCCCUGUGAAGGGUCAGCCGAGCUGUUCAGCCACAGCUCUGAGCCCCCAACAGCCUCAAGAAAUGCCUAAACAUCUGGUGGUGACCCCCAUCCAGCAAGAAGACUCAUCAGCAGCUCCUUCUGCUUUCCUUCCCCCGGAGUCCCCCGAGAGCCCCGCGGCUGCUCCUAGUGCUGCGACUCCCCAGGUGACACAGCCUGUUAGUGAGGCCCUCCCUCCUGUGGCACUGCCAGUCCCAGAGCCAAAACCCAAACCGCUCAGUCUGGCGGAGUACAGGCGCCUCCGACAGCAGAAAAAACCCGCACCGGUGGAGAAACUAGAUGACAACAGCACCAAGUGGCCCAGCCUCCCAGAGCUUCCCAAAGAGCUCCCCCCUAUUCCCUGCUUGCCCGACCCCAGCCCUAGGGAUCCUCGUCGUCCCAUCCCUCAGGUGGCGAAGAAGGAAGUGGAGGAGGUUCGACCUGCCUGGCAGCCUAAGGGACCUGCUGCACCACCCACUCCCGAGGCACUGCUGGUACCACCAUCCUACAUGGUUGCCGCGUCCAACAAAGUUUCAGCUGCUACCCCUGUUCCUAAACCCCAGCAAACACCUGAACCUUCCAAACAACUCCAAAAGCCCAGUGCUGCUCCCGCCCCCAGUUCAGUGAAGAACUUAGCCCCACAUCAGCCCACCCCUGUUCAGCCUGCGGUGGCUUGUGUACCUCAGAGCUAUGGAUCUCCACCUUCUUUAAAACCUGCUGCUCAGUUCAUGACUUCACCAGUUGGGAAAUGUGCUGGUGCACUUUCGGGCGGAAAGGAUGAAGUCAAAGGAGUGCCCCAAGCUCAGCCUGUAUCCCCCAAGUGUGUAGAGAGCCUUAAGACUAAAACCACUACAGAUGUGAUCAAAGUUGCUACUGCUGCUGCUACUGGGCCUGUUCUCAGCGUCCCCCAGAAGACCACUGUUGUUUACCAAAAGGUGCCUGAUGCCAGGUCCGCCAAACCCUUAUCCAGUGGUACGCAGACAAAACCUGCUAUGCUUGAAAUUAAAGAGAAACCCCAAAGAGCAAAGAGUCCUACACAGGAGCUGAUCGAGGCAUUCACCAGUGAAAUAGGCAUUGAAGCUGCAGAUUUGACCAGCUUGCUGGAGCAGUUUGAGGAGACCCAAGCCAAAGAGGAGCAAUGUGUGCCGGAGGUCUCUGGUAGAGCAGCAGCUGUAGGAAACUCAAGUGUUGAAUUGGUUCCAGAGAAAACUGCGGUGGAGCGUGUGAGAGCGAGUGACCUCUCAAGUACUGCAGCUCUGACUCCUCCAGCCACUCCUCCCCACCAGAUGUGGAAACCUCUGGCACCUGUUGCCCUGCUUGGAAAGAGCAAGGCGUCCGAGGCCUCAAAGUCGAGCCCCUGCAAGGUCAUCCAGAUAGAAGCCCGCCCUCUGCCCUCCAUCAGGUCUCGCAGUAAACCCACUCCUGCUGCCGCCGCUGUAGAUCCCGAGCUGGCAUGCAUGGAUCAUGACUACUGCCUUCCCAACAAAGCCACUGGCGAACAAGGGAAGCGCUGGAAUGUCAAACAGCAGUCAUUUAUCACUAUCAAGCCCAUCAAGCAACAAGCUGCUACAACCACUACACAAACACGCCCAUUUACCCCGGCAGCGUCUCUCCAGCCAGCCGCAAAUCCCGUGGUUUCAACCAAAACACAAGAUUAUCCACCAGCUCAGCCCCUCGAGCAAAGGAGAAACGAUGGGAUGAGCGGAACCUCUGUUCUCGAGACCCCGGACGCUUCCCCCGCUUGGCAGGAGAACGAGCACACUGAUGUAGACGGGAGCCCGAGGAGAGGGCCACGCAGGAGGUCUUACCGCCAGCGUUCUUCUUCUCGUACACCGAGCCCGAGAUGUAGUCCGGAAGAGACGCGUGAAGGCCGGUCUAGAAAAAGAAGAUCCCAUCGUUCUCCCAGUCCGAUGUCGAGCUGCUCAGAGUCGGAUUCUCAUUCCUCUAGAUCUCGAUCUAGAUCCGGGUCUUGCUCUCCACUAAAGAAAAGGUAUCGUCAUAACUCACAGAGCAGUUCCAGCUCCUCAUCCCGUUCUUCCUCUCGGUCCUCUCCCUCCGUUUCCCGCUCCCCUCCCAGGAGAAGGAGGUACUCGUAUUCCUCCUCUCGUUCUGGCUCUUGGAGUCGCUCCAGGUCAAGGUCUCAUUCCCCUCAAAGACAAGCACAGUGGAGUAGAAACAGAAGAUUGUACAGCCCUUCAUAUCGGCACAGCAAUGGAUACGUUUCAAAGACAAACACAGAGGAGGUAAAGCGACGCAAGGAGAAAGCCAUUGAGGAGCGGCGUGUUGUUUACGUUGGUCGAAUUCAGGGAACGAUGACCCAAAAAGAGCUUAAGGAGCGCUUUUCUUUAUUUGGCGACAUUGAAGAAUGUACUCUGCACUUUAGAGAACAAGGGGACAACUACGGGUUUGUGACAUAUUACGACACCAAGGAUGCUUUCAACGCCAUUGAGAAUGGGAGUAAACUGCGCAAGCCCGAUGAGAUGCCAUUUGAUCUGUGUUUUGGUGGAAGGAGACAGUUUUGCAAGACCAGCUAUGCUGACUUGGAUUCGAAUAGAGAGUAUGAUCCAUUACCUUCGAAAGGCAAGUACCAUGCACUAGACUUCGACACUUUACUGAAGCAGGCCCAGCAGAAUCUGAAGAGGUAACAGGAGGCCCGCACCAGGGAACGGCUGACACUUACCUCAGAGCCAGUGACUGGCUCCUCACCUGCAACACUGUCUUUACAAUUUAGUUGUUGCAUUAGUUUUUUUUUGUUUGUUUUAUUUUGUUCGUUUUGUUUCUGCAAGCUAACACCUUCUAUUGAAGUGAAGAUUUAUAAUGAAAGUAGGAAAAGAAGUCAAAAAAAUGGAAUAAGUGAAAUUAAAUAAUUUUUUUAAAAAGUUUAUUUAAAUGUAAAAUUGACUUUGGAUUAUAUGCAGAGAGAAUCAUUUUAAAGGGAU